Molecule: messenger RNA, 1511 nt
Organism: Cryptomeria japonica (Japanese cedar)
Lineage: Eukaryota; Viridiplantae; Streptophyta; Pinopsida; Cupressales; Cupressaceae
Product: poly(A)-specific ribonuclease PARN
Cellular component (GO): cytoplasm
Molecular function (GO): 3'-5'-RNA exonuclease activity; RNA binding
Source: RefSeq, a predicted model, not a curated record
ACAUUAAGAAGGUACUUCAAGGACAUUGUAUACAUAGAAACACUUGAUAAAUCUGCAUCUGUCAAAAAACAAGUAGUAUUUACGCAUUCUGAAAACGACAGGAGGCUCUUAAUGAAACAGCUUGAUGAAGACAGACACAUGAUGUUGGAGUCUGAAGUGGAACAAGCAAUAGGCUUUCGGCAUGUAAUUGAUUUGAUUGCUUCUGCAGGAAAGCUUAUUGUAGGUCACAACUGCCUUUUAGAUUUUGCUCAUAUCCAUAGCAAGUUUAUUGCUCCUCUGCCAGAAACAGUGGUUGAAUUUGCAACAUCUCUUCACAAGCAUUUUCCAUAUAUAAUCGAUACUAAGUACCUUCUCAGAACAGAGCCAAUGUUACAAAAUAUGAUGAAAAAGAAGAGCACCAGUUUGUCCUCCGCAUUUACUCACAUGUGUGGGCAGUUUGCUUGUACUUCAGAUGCUGUCAAUAAAAUUAUGAAUUCUACUGUCAAAGUUGUGGUUCCAGCUGAACUACAGAGGUACACAGAUGCUCAUUCUGGUGCAAAGCAUGAAGCUGGAUAUGAUGCUUACAUGACUGGAUGCAUAUUUGCUCAGGCUUGUAAACAUUUGGACAUUGACUUAAACAAUCUUCAUCUUGGAUCUGAUUUUGCUUUGGCAGAUAAAUUUCAGAGAUAUGCCAAUCUACUUUAUGUUGGCUGGAUCAGGAGUUUAGUGCUAGACUUAACAACAGGAGGGGAAGCAGUGGAAUCUAGAACUAUGCUUCAAAGUCACUAUCUUUCAAAACUCAUACCUGCUAAACUAGUCCUUGUCUGGGGCUUUCAAACUGGAUAUAGUGAGAGUGACUUGAGAGGUCUAGUGAAAGGUGUGCUCGGCACCGUAUACCCUGUUAUGGGUGUUUACUUCUUGGAUGCAAGUUCUGCAUUCAUCCAUUUUCUUAAUGAACAGAUGGCAGCUAAAUUUCUUUGUUUAAUGGAGGCUAAGAUGGAAGAAACCUGCAAUUUUUUAUCAUCUCAGAGCCCUUUAACUUCACUAUUAGAAACUGGAAGCAUUAAUGCUAUUGGAUAUGAUAUGUAUGAACAGAUAUGCAAGUCUUCGAUGUCCAAAUUGCUCUUUGCAGAGCAGGUUGAAGCAUUGGGAAUAAGAUGGAAGAUUAGUGCUAGUUUAACAGCAAGUAAAAAUAGAACAAAAAAAUUGAACUGUGAAACCAAUGGUCUUAGAAAUAAUCAAAAUGGUGGCAAAAUGGAGGAAACUCUUCAAGUUUGUCCUGUAAAAUAUCAAGGAGAAACACUCAAUAGUGAGAAAAGACGUGAAAGAUCUUUUUCUUUUUUGUCUGAAGAUGGCCAUGAUUUUGCAAAUGAUACUGAGUGUGCUCCUAGCCGUGAUUUUGCAAAGAGGUCCAGAAUGGAGAGCUAAAUUAUGAGUUCGGUACAUUGCCUGAUGCCUGGAAUUUUGGAUAUUUCAUUUUUGAAAAUUUAUUUGAUUAUCUAUAGGAAUAUGAAUUAGAAAUAAUCCUUGUA